UCCAAAAAAUGUAGACUCUGUUCUGCUGAUAGCACUGUCAUGCCUUUCACUCAUCACUUAGGCAUAUCCCAAAGUCAUCUCUUGAAUCUUUUGAUGGCUAUUUUCUUCAAGGUUUUCCUCAAUUUUUCAGUAUUUUUUCCUAAUCAAGGACACACAAAGUGAACUUUGUAUCUAGUGUUCAAUACUCCAGUAGUAAGAAAAAUAACUUAAUUCAUCAUUUCAGAAACAGGAUUGCAGUAGAUAUAAUUAUUUGUCCAACACAAAUUCUAGGUCUUUCAGCAAAGACUUCAAAGUAAUAUUUCAGACUUGGUUCUGGUUGAAGAGGAAAAAAAAAACAAGUACCUGAAUUCAUGUUUUUAUUACAGUUUCAGUUUUGUUUUUUUUAAAUAUAUUUUGUUUUGGCAUACUCUGAUUACCAGAAUGAAUUGAGUGAUGGCCAAGUUUCUGCUGUUAUUUACUUGUGUCAAGGGCAGAUUUCAACUAUGAAUUAUUCAGUAUAUUCUAGAUCACCAUUGACCCUACUGAGUAGGGUAAAGCAAGGGCUACUGCAGAGGUUCACCACAGAAGUCCACUAAAAAGUCUCCCAAUUCAAAUUCGACCAGUACUUUUGGAAAGCUGUCAGCUAAUCAGCCCUUAGUAUGUUAAAUGUGUGCUCUCCUGGUAAGUUUAAUUAGAAUGCUCUGAGGUACUAAUUCAAAGAUACUGAAAACGCCUGAGAGGUAUUGCCUUUGUACAGCUACACGUAUUGAAUUAAUACCUAUGAUCUGUACCUUCAUUCUUUAACCUCUUACCACUGGAACCCACAGAGCUUUAUUCUUCAUCGCUUUGCCUGAAACCAACAUCCGGUUGAUAGCAACAUUACAGCAUUUCUAUUUAGGCGGUGCUGCAAAGCUUCCUCCUUGGUAAUUACACACUUGCAAAAGCAGAUUUUUGACAUUUUAUGCUGUAGUAUUGGGAAAUAAACCUAAGUUACGACGCAACGCCCGGUAAAAACACCGCUUUAAAACGUAAAAAAGCUAUUAACCAUCCGCACCGUCCCGUCACCGCCCCUCCUGCAGCUCCGCCCACAAACUGCCUCUCAGGGCUGCGCAUGCGUACUCCGCACGAGCACCACACUAGGACGCAUGCGCCGACGUUUCCGCACUUCAGGCCUGAUUCACCCCCGCCCCUUCCCGCCUUCGCCAUGGCGACACCGGGCGGCGUGAUCCGGGCCCUGCACCGCGGGACCCUCGCACAGCUUCAGUGCACGCAGCUCCCAUCUCCUGACAUAGCAGCUCUGCUGAAGCACAUUCCAGUGCUAUGAUUUCAUGGUACCAGGCAGCCCUCCCCUGCCACGCUGCUCUGCUGCCUGCUGCUUCUCAUGGGGUGAACAAACAGCGAAUGUAAACUCUCUCCAAAGGAGCAAUGUUCUCUGUAUAUUUUUAGAGUUGGAAAUUCAAGAUUCAUUUAAGGGUGAGCAUCUGGCCUCACUUGGCCAACAGCAAGUUACCUGCAGUCCUUGGGCCAGGUUGUAUCUUCAGCCAGUGGUGAUAAAUGUGCUGCUAUGGUUCCUAGAAUGUGGUAAUGGAUCGGAUUUUCUCUGGUAUCCAGCCGACUGGGACGCCUCAUCUUGGUAACUACCUUGGAGCUAUUCAGAACUGGGUGAAUCUGCAGGAAAAGUACAGCUCAGUGUUAUACAGCAUUAUGGACCUGCACUCUCUCACCAUGCCCAAGGAGCCAGCUGUCCUUCGGCAAAACGUGCUGGACACCACUGCUGCCAUCCUUGCCUGUGGGAUUGACCCAAGGAAGUGCUUCCUGUUCCGACAAUCACUGGUUCCUGAGCACACAGAACUUGCCUGGAUUCUUGGAUGUUUAACUAAUGUGCCACGGUUACUACGUUUGCCCCAGUGGAAGAUGAAAUGUGCCAGCCAGAAUAAUGAUGGAAAUGUCGGUUUGUUGACUUACCCUGUUCUUCAAGCAGCAGAUAUUUUGCUGUACAAGUCGACACAUGUUCCCGUUGGAGAAGAUCAAGUCCUGCACCUGGAACUAGCCCAAGAUAUAGCACAACAUUUUAACAAGAAAUAUGGAGAAUUCUUUCCUGUGCCUAAAGCCAUUUUGAGUCCAACAAAGAAAAUAAAAUCCCUCAGAGAUCCAACAGUGAAGAUGUCUAAGUCAGACCCACAGAAGCUAGCUACUAUUAACAUAGCAGACAGCCCUGAGGAGAUAGUGCUGAAAUUCCGAAAGGCCGUGACUGACUUUACCUCUGAGGUGACUUAUGACCCAUCCAGUCGCCCUGGUGUCUCCAACCUGGUGUCCAUUCACUCUGCAGUAACUGGACUUAGCAUAGAAGAAGUGCUGCACCAAGCUGCUGGUCUUGACACUGCUCACUACAAAAUGGUGGUAGCAGAGUCAGUUAUUCAAAAAUUUACACCUAUCAGGAAUGAAAUCAAGAAACUCCAGGAAGACAAAACCUAUCUGAUAAAGAUUUUAGAGGCUGGAGCAGAGAAAGCCAAAGAACUGGCUACCCCCAUCUAUCAAGAAGUAAGAAGACUGGUGGGAUUUCAGUAGAAACUGGCAAGCAGUUGCAAGGACUUCAGUCAUUUGCUCCUGGGACAGCUAUUUUGUUUGAAACAAACAGUUUGAAACAAUAACUUUUUUUUUUUCCUCUAAAAAAUCCAAGUAGAAUAGCUAAGCUGUUUACAUCAAAAACAUGUAUGAAACCAGUUCCUUCCAGUGGGACCAGCUCUGAACUUGUCAGGAUGGUCAGAGGACGAGGGUGCAGGCAAUCACAGUUACAAAGAAAUUACACAAAACCAGGAUACAAGGUUACUCAGAGGGGGAUUUGCGUUUUUCCUCCAACCACUACAAGAAGCUGAGGUAUAGGCAAGAUGGUUUUAAUCCAGCUGAAGGAGUUGUAAUCUUCUCAAGAACACCCUUAGCUGUUUAUGUGAUUUUGUUAGAGCUGGAUAAGUCAUGGUUAUUCAGCUUUGAUACCAUAAUGGUCUGCUUUUGGAUAACCAGACAGCACAGAGUUACAAAUCAGAAUGAUGGGGGCUUCGGUGAUGAAGAGAGAACUUACUGCUUCUCCCUGUCCUGUCUUCAAACUCAGUGUAAUUCUGUAUCUACAUCUAGUUUGUGUGAGGUUAGUCAGAUACUGAUAUCCAUACAGUAGAAAUCACUGUGGCUGCUAAUGCUAGAUGGCCUCUUUGAUAGUCUCUCCAAAGAAUGCAGAGCAAAUGUGAAUUUCACUUCUGCCAGCACUGCCUGAUCAAUUCUGAAGUUCUUUGUCAGGCUUCACACAGGCUUCAACUCAUCCUUUUCCACCUUCUUUUUGGUAUAGCAGGGAGCCCUGAAAUUUUCAGUUCAGCAUCAAGUCUAGGAUUGCUUUAGGAAAGGUUCAGGGAGAAAAGAUGUGUGAAAGAGAUCCUAUGCUGAUCUGUGAGAGAACUUUCUAUAUAAUUUACAAAAUUAAUCAUUUAAAAAUUAUGCUCAGGUCAUAGCCAGGACUAGAGUAAAAUAAUUUAUCAAAAUGGAAUUAAAUAGAUUUUUGUGAAAUCUCACUGCUAAACCUCACCUUCCUGGGUGUCCGCAAUAGUAACUUGAAAGGCAAUCAAAAAAUCAUGUGGUUGAUUGUCCUUACAUGUUGAAGAAGUUGCCUACUGCCUGCGUUACAGCCACCUCCAUAAGAAAAAAAAAAGUUGUUAUUGUCAUUGGUGACUGGGAAAAGAGGUCCCAGUACAAUGACUAGACCCACCUGUAUUAAAGAUGUUAAAAGAAAACUUCCUAACCUAGUGCAGCCCCCAGAUAACUACCCAUUGUUGGUUUUUGAUGUAAGCAACAAUGAAGCUGUGAUGAGACCAGGAGAGUCAUCAUGGGCAAUCAAAAGGGUCUGUAGAUUCUUGGGACAAUCUGUUAAAGGUUUGGGAGUGCUGAUAGUGUUUUUCUUUAUCCUUCCAGGUGCUUAGAAUAUCAGAAGAAAUAUCCAGGCAGAGCUUAUCAAUAUAUGGCUCUUAGGCUGGUGUCACUGGCAAAAUUUUGGAUGUUUUGAUCACAGUGUGGUCAGUGCAACACCAGGCCUGCUGGCACAUGACAGGAUGCACCUUUCUCAGAGAGGGAAAAUGUUUUUUUGUUUUUUUGUUUUUUU
Lagopus muta (rock ptarmigan) is the source of this 4123-nucleotide messenger RNA. RefSeq names its product tryptophanyl tRNA synthetase 2, mitochondrial (gene WARS2). The coding region runs from base 1564 to 2547 and encodes 327 amino acids. The record is from RefSeq and is a predicted model, not a curated record. The transcript is spliced from 8 exons. Gene Ontology annotation, biological process: mitochondrial tryptophanyl-tRNA aminoacylation. Gene Ontology annotation, molecular function: tryptophan-tRNA ligase activity; ATP binding. Lineage: Eukaryota; Metazoa; Chordata; Aves; Galliformes; Phasianidae. Gene Ontology annotation, cellular component: mitochondrion; mitochondrial matrix.